Lathyrus oleraceus (garden pea) is the source of this 492-nucleotide messenger RNA. RefSeq lists its product as uncharacterized. The record is from RefSeq and is a predicted model, not a curated record. The transcript has 4 exons. Lineage: Eukaryota; Viridiplantae; Streptophyta; Magnoliopsida; Fabales; Fabaceae. Bases 1 to 492 code for a protein of 163 amino acids.
AUGAAUCAAUUGGAAAACACAAAGCAAGUUAGACAUGAAACAAUCAGAUUGGCGAUUGUUAUAAUUACAAAUAAGAAUUGGUCUAUGAUACAUUUGGAUGUGAAAUAUGUCUUUCUGAAUGGAAGCUGUUCAAAUGAGAUAAUGAAGUUCAGGAAGGUGUUGAUGAAUGAGUUUGAGAUAACUGAUCUGGGAAAUAAGAAGAGAUUCGAGCUGACAAAUUGCAAGACUGCAAUCACACCUGUUGAGACGAAUCACAAGUUGAAUUCUGAUGCUGAGGGUGAUGAUGUAGAUGCCAUAACUUUUAAACAGUUGGUUGGCUCAUUGAGGUAUCUGUGUAACACCAGACCUAACAUCUAUUAUGCAGUUGGAAUGGUGAGUAGGUUUAUGAACAAACCAAAGUGGUCACAUUACCAAGUUGUUGUCAGAAUACUGAGGUAUAUUAAGGGGACUCUGAAGUAUGGAGUGUUGUUCCCUUCUGGUGUUAAAUCCUAA